Cercospora beticola is the source of this 1540-nucleotide messenger RNA. The record is from RefSeq and is a predicted model, not a curated record. Lineage: Eukaryota; Fungi; Ascomycota; Dothideomycetes; Mycosphaerellales; Mycosphaerellaceae.
ACGCAAUCCGCUGCUCAACUCACCCACACGCCUACCGUCUCACCAGGAACUUCACCGCGAUACCACCACCACGACCGCACCACACGCCGCCACCGUCGCACAAAGCCUCUCGUGCUCCACCCUACCACCCACCUCGCGAACAGAAAACCUGGAACAUCCGACGCAAUGGCGAUGUUAGACAGUAAUUACAGUAGAAGUAGUAGUAAUUACCACCGCAAGGCGAGCGUCGAGUCGUCGCGUCGCUCCAACACCCAGGCAUCCGCCUACGCCGUCAACGCCAACACCAUGGCGCUGACCGGCUUCCACUUCUCUACUCCAAGCGGAGAGGGGGCGGGGUGGUGGGUUUGAGGCCCCUCCAGGAGGCGUACCAUCACCACCGCCAUCUCCGGACGCUGCGCCCGUAGGAGGCGCCCAUCGUCCCAGCCUGCGCCGCCAGCGCAAGCGCUCCGGAGAUGCCGCAAGUCACAUCAGGGAAGAGUGUGAGAGACUCUUCUGCGAGACACUGAAGACUGUAUUCUUGGUUGAGAAGGAUACUGGUUUUGAGGACUCGCUAUUGAUGGACCUGCGUAACAAAGAAACGACGACUACGACGGGCAGUAAACCGAUCCCACAGCAACAGCAGUCGCACCAGACCGUAAUUCAGCAUGGCCAACCCACGCCUUCUUCGUCGCCUGCAACACAGAUGUAUUGUGGCACGAAGGACCUGGUCAAGGAGUAUGUUGAAGUAUGGGACUAUGUGGCCGGUGCUCGCUUCAGAGGUUUCGUCGCGGAGAAAGACGACAUGCGCACCAUGUUCAUCUUCUUCGACAAGCAAGUCGUUGGCAUGGAUCUGAAGCCUGGCCUCAUGUCCCUUCUCGAGCUAGCCAGUAGUGACCACUUCGACUGCACCGAGCUCGUCAUCGGCAUCGCGCGUCCAGCUGUCGAAGAGUCACAUUCAGCUGACUCGUCCGACGAAGCAGAACCAGAAGAGCAAUUCAAGGAUCUGAACCGCUCUUUGGCCUGGGUUGGAUUCGAGCUUACCAUGCUCGAAGCGUGGGCUGGUCCAGAAGGCUGCAUAAGCGACCGCUACGUCUUCCUAGGCAUGGAUGUCUAGAUCCCAUCAUCAUCACUUACAAUCAUCUCACCGGCUCACAUUCGGCAAACGCCAAGAGAAACCAAUUCAAGACGUGGGCAGCAGCAACCCAUGACAGCACAACGGGACGGAGAGCCGCAUACACCUGGUUGGCGGGGUGGUUGAGCGCGGCUGACGCUAGCUGACCGUCUUUGCUCGAAAACCAACCUUGUCAUCCUCAGCUCUACCGCUUCCCCACGCUUACCACACACGCGCGAAAAAAACACGCAAACAAGGGCGCGCUAAAACUGCUUCCUGCAUAUAUUGUACAUACAGCAUAUGCAUGCAAGGUCCGGGUUCCUACAGUACAUUGCAUAUUGCCAGGGAUUUGGGGGGAAGUGAGGAGUUGUUGGCGUUGUGGCGAGACUGUUUUUACAUAGCACAGGCACUCAGCGAAAAAUACAUCAUCAUCACCGCACUUUUCCAAGA